UUGAUGCUGUGUGACUUGAGCCUCUCUUCACUGUCUUCUAUCAACCUCCAACUUUGUCAAUUGCCUUGGGAUACAGAAGCCCUUUCUGUCCCUCCUCUCCUUUUUCAUCGAUUGGACGCUUUUGCCUCCUUGCCACCACGCGAAGCCAUAGCCGGUCCGCAGCACUUUUUCUACCCGUCAAGCGGGUUAGUGGGGUUGCUCCACCACCUGCAAGCUUCGCAAAAUUUCCCACUCUCCCAGCAAACAGGAAAUGGGACUCAUUCACAGAUUCGCGGGUUUACCUACCUGAGAGAGGACUGGAUACACGAGGCAUUUUGAGGCAUCUUGUUGAUUAAAAUUGCAGCCCACAAAAAGGCUCCAUUGCGAUCAGGAGAAAAUAGAAUCUUGCGUGCCUGAUCUUGACGCGGGUUCUGGUUGGCAGAACGCCCAAAAAAAUGGCACGCACCCAACUUGGCACAGCGACCAAUUUUGGAGGCCGGCGCCAUUUUUGUUCCCCCUUGAAGAUCAUUCCUUGACAUGUGGGUGAGAUCAUCCAGCGGCAUCAUUUUGGUGCGCAACCACCAUGGAAACCAAAGGAACUGCUGCUUUGGUUGUACCCAUUUUUGCUGCAAGCGAAAAAUUGUCAAAACCAGAGGAAUGUAGAACUGGAGGAGAGGAUGUCAAGAGAAUGAAGAGUUGUGAUUGUGCAAAAUCCCCACCAAUCACCCUGCAGAGACUUCCAUGCUAGGCCACAAUUUUCAGAAGGCCAUGAAAAAUGUGGCCUGUCUCCGGUAUUUAAUAGAAGAGUUGAUUGCUCCCAUCGUGGGUGGAUCAAAGGUGUUUCCAUUCUUCAUGUUGAUCCUUCAUCAUGCGUUCACCAGUGCAGGGUGCCCUGGGUUCUAGUCGCCACAGUAUUCAGCAGAUGCGACAGCAACAAAAGCUGACAUUGAAGAAGAUAUUAUAUCAUUACUGCAUUGAAUGCUAUAGCCAAGUGGAUUUGCUGGGUGCAGAGUAUUCCCUGCCACAUGGCACAGCCGGACGGCCAAAACAGGUCACCGAAUACUUUACUAUAAAUUUCAAACCACAUCGGACGCCAGACCGUGAGCGUUCCAGUCUCCGAGAGAUGUGAUACAAGCGGAAGGCGUCGCCAGAGCGCAAGCUACGAGGAUACUCUAUAAAUAAAGUCUAAUUAGAAUAUUUAAUAGUGUUUAUUUCUGGACAUUCCCUUAAUAAAAUUAACUUAGAAUUAGCAAGAAGAAACCAUCAGUAUUAGUUAUUUCAUUAUUUUUAAA
Messenger RNA from Coccidioides immitis RS, 1271 nucleotides. RefSeq lists its product as uncharacterized. Lineage: Eukaryota; Fungi; Ascomycota; Eurotiomycetes; Onygenales; Onygenaceae. The record is from RefSeq and is a predicted model, not a curated record. Bases 563 to 727 code for a protein of 54 amino acids. The transcript has 2 exons.